GGACCGCUUUUGUACACUAGACUACUCGGAAAAGUAUCCGACAACUUCGAAAUGGCGACACAUUGCUACCGGUCUUUUAUUCGCGCACUUAGUAAGAAUCUACUGAGUACUUUGAAAAUAACGAAUUCAUUAAGAAUAAGCAAUGCGCUUAGGGAUGAAAAAGUGAGUAACAAAUACUUAUUUUCGCGUAGUAUUGGAAGUUAUGGAACAAUUUUUAAAGAAACUUUGCAAAGACCAGAGGUAUUUUGGGCUGCCGCAGCUGAAAGUGUGGACUGGAUUAAGAAAUGGGACCAGGUAUUAGACAACAGAAAUCCCCCAUUUACUCGGUGGUUUGUUGGGGGAGAGCUAAACACAUGCUACAAUGCCAUAGAUAGGCAUGUAAAACAGGGCAAAGGUAACAUGACAGCAAUAAUUCAUGACAGCCCAGUCACAGGCACUAUCAGGCAUAUUACUUAUGCCGAGCUGCAAAAAUUAGUUGAGGACUUUGCUGGUGCCCUAAAGGCACAAAAUGUGCAGAAGGGGGACAGGGUACUCAUUUAUAUGCCUAUGAUUCCUGAAGCAAUGGUUGCUAUGCUGGCUAGUGCUAGAAUUGGAGCUGUUCACUCAUUGGUGUUUGGUGGUUUUGCCUCAAAAGAGCUGUCAACUAGAAUUGCACAUGCAGAGCCUACGGUGAUAGUGAGUGCUAAUUGUGGUGUAGAACCAUCAAGAAUUGUCCCAUACAAACCACUUUUGGAUGAAGCACUGAAAAUUAUUAACUACACACCCAACAAAUGUAUUAUCUUCAACAGACCAAAUUUUGAGCCAGCACAAUUAACUAAGGGAAGAGAUGUGGAGUGGAAUGAGGCUGUGUCAAUGGGCAAGCCAGCAGCAUGUGUACCAGUAGCAGCCACUGACCCAGUCUAUAUUUUAUACACAUCUGGCACCACAGGCUUACCAAAGGCUGUUGUUCGACCAAGUGGAGGACAUGCUGUUGCAUUAAGCUGGUCUUUGGCAAAUGUUUAUGGAGUCAAACCAGGGCAGGUAUGGUGGGCAGCUUCAGAUUUAGGAUGGGUUGUAGGACAUUCAUUUAUCACCUAUGCACCAUUGAUUAAUGGAUGUACAACAAUACUGUACGAGGGUAAGCCUAUUGGAACCCCAGACCCAGGGGCUUUCUUCCGUGUGAUAAACCAACAUAAAGUAAGUGCUAUGUUUGUAGCACCAACAGCAUUGAGAGCCAUUCAUGCUGAGGAUGAAAAUGGGGAAUAUGCUAAACCUUACUUACCUUUGGACAACUUUGAUGCUUUGUUUGUGGCUGGAGAACACUGUGAUCAUGAAACCAUGCAUUGGAUUCAAGCUCUAAUAAAGAAACCAAUUUUAGAUAACUGGUGGCAGACAGAGACUGCCUGGCCAAUGACUGCAACUUGUAAGGGUCUUGGUAUGAACCUUUAUCCUGAAGCUGGUACAACUGGCAAGCCUGUUCCAGGAUGGGAUGUGAAAGUUUUGAAGUCAAAUGGCGAGGAAACAGCUCCGGGAGAGCUUGGGCAGAUCUAUGUCAAGUUGCCAUUACCUCCUGGGUUUAUGUCAUCACUUUAUAAAAAUGAUAAAUUGUUUAAUGACUUGUACUUCAGCAGUUUACCUGGCUAUUAUGAUACAAUGGAUGUUGGUACCAGAGACAAGGAGGGUUACAUCUCUGUCUUGUCUAGAAGUGAUGAUGUCAUCAAUGUUGCUGGACAUCGGUUAUCAUGUGGCUCUUUGGAAGAGGCCAUUUUAGAAUGCCACUUAAUUGCAGAUGCUGCUGUAAUUGGUGUACCUGAUAAACUAAAGGGCAGUGUUCCACUUGGUGUCUGUGUUGUAAAACAUGGUUUAAAGCAAACUGAUGAGGAGAUAAAAAAAGAGGUGGUUAAGUAUGUGAGAAACAUCAUUGGGCCUGUGGCAGCUUUCAAACAGGUUGUCAUUGUGCCCAAACUCCCCAAGACAAGAUCAGGAAAAGUGGCCAGAAACACAAUCGCAGCUUUGGCAGCUGGAAAACCUUUUAAAAUACCUGUCACAAUUGAGGAUCCCACUGUUUACCCCGCUAUAAGAGACAGGUUAAUAGAAAUUGGGCUUGCUCCAGGACCAGCCAACUAUAGUUGAAUAAAAGAAUAACUGGAAGUUUGUUUUGUUGAUUCUUACAAGUCAUUACAGAUUGUGUAACAUUUUAUGUGUCAAGUGUGUCAGGUCAGAAGGCUUGCCUGCAUGACAUUAUUUAACAGAUAUUUAACAUUGGUUUUUGGUUUUGUUGUCUUCUUCCUUAUCUGAUUGGAUAUGGAAAAAAUAUAUAAUCUGUAAUUACUAGUGAAUUUUAUACUGUUUUAAAAAAAAAACUAUAUACACUAUAAGUUCAGCUAUUCUGUGUUUGCGUUUACUAAUAUUAAUAUACAGUAGGUAGCUUCUGGGAUAAAUUAUUUGCUCAAUACAUUUUUGGCAUUGUUUUGGGGAUUAUACACUUAAGAAUUUAUGCAUGGGUAAAUAUUUUAAGAAUCUACACCUUUUAAAAACAUUUUAAUUAUACAAUAGUUGUUGUAGUCUGUCAAUAACUUUAUAGACAGUGUUCUUGCACAUUUUAUUCACUGCUAAGUAUAGUUUAUAAAAAUACUUCACAAAUUAAAUAAGGUAUGACCAAAUUUUAAAAUUUGCUAAUAAAGUAAUAUUUUUGUUAUAAGCUUCUCAAAUGUAUUGAUCUAUAUUUGAUACUUUAUGAAGUCUAAAGUAUUCUAAUCUAAGUUUUUACAUUUUAUUAUUGAGGCUGCCAAUUAAAAAACUUUACGACUUUUCUAUAAUCAUUUUUAUUGCCUAAUUACAAUAGUUUUUUUAAUAGUAAUUUACUCUGAUUAACACAUUGCAAUGAAAAAAGCAUUUCAAUUUUUAAAAUUGUUAUAUACCUGUACCAAAGUGGUUGAUACAUAUCUCAGUUAUUUUUUCAUGUAAUGAUUCUUUUUUGUGUAUAGUCAGCAUUGUAACUACAAACUCCAGUUGUGAAUAAGUCCUUGUAAGCCUCAUGCUCAAUUCUUUUUUUAUGAAAUUAUGCCUUAUACUGUUAUUUGCAAUAGCUUUUUUUUACUCUCUACCUGUUUUAGUAUGUACCAUAAGAAAAAAUAUAUUAUGCAAAUUGAUUACUCAGGAUAUUGAUAAAACCAUGUUUAAUUAUAAUAAUUUAUGCAUAUUUUUUAUUUUAUGCAUUCAACAACAUAAGCCUUAUUGCGGGAAGUUUUUAAAAAAAUGGGUUUUUAUUAGUUUUUACAAGUUAAAGAAAAUGUAGUAGUUUCUGAAUUUUCUUUCUCAAAUAGAUUUAUAUUUGAUUUGUUGAUCGGAAUGUUGUUGUCUGUAUUGAAAUACUGCCCAAGCUAUAAUGUGCCUUGAUAUUUUAACCUUACAAAAUAUAAAUUCCUGUAUUAAAUCCUUUCUUUCUGAAUAUUCUUCAUUAAUUAAAUUUUUUAAAAUAUUAAACUUAGUAAAGAUAAAAAGAAAAGAACACUUUGGUAUAUUUUAAAAAUUAUUAGGUACACAAAUUAAACUUAACUCUUACUUCACAUUCAUUUUCUUCUCAUGUAAAUAAUUGACUUUUAGAUAUGUGUCCCCCUUUUUUGUCGAUCAAUGCUUGGUUGUGAUUUGACUUGAAACAAUAUAUUGAGUUUCAUUGAUAUUUCAAUAACAGGUCAUUUAAACCAUUGCAAGUUUUGUUGCAAGCUGAAGGCUGGUUAAAUCAUUAAUGUAAACUAUAAUACAGUAGACAAAAUGAUUAGGCUAUGCUUAAAAAAGAUUUAUAUUUUAAAAAUUGUUUCCUAGUAUUAUUUUUAAAUACAAAUGUGGCUGUUGCAUAAAUAAAUGUACACAUAAUACAGCUGUAACUAUUUUUGUUGGCCUACUCAUGUUUUAAAAUAAAACAGUAC
Physella acuta is the source of this 3908-nucleotide messenger RNA. Its product is annotated as acyl-CoA synthetase short-chain family member 3, mitochondrial. The record is from RefSeq and is a predicted model, not a curated record. Gene Ontology annotation, cellular component: mitochondrial matrix. Lineage: Eukaryota; Metazoa; Mollusca; Gastropoda; Physidae. Gene Ontology annotation, molecular function: propionate-CoA ligase activity.